AGAAGUAUCAAUAUUCCAAUACAGAGAUCUUGAAACUUGAAACCGUUAGUUCUGUUAUCGCAAGAAGUACUGCUUAAUCAAUCUGCUGAGAACUAUCCAGUCCCAGAUGGCAGGAACAACAUACUUAAAAAAUAAGAAAAAAUAAACGUAGAAUCGAAAGUAACAGUAACUAUGAAUAAUUUUUAGAUAUCGAUGUCAAUGUCACUCAGAAAUCUUUCAACUAUUCUUAGAGCAUUAGGCUCCAUGUUGUGUAGGCCCAAACUUUAUUUUUUUGAACUAUAGAGUGGCGACAUCGUACAACUUUUUGGAGCAUCAAAACCGUGUCAAAGAAUCAAGGGCGUAAUAGCAAAAAACCAAACACGCACAUACGGAUCAAACAAAUGCGUAAUAGCAAGACCAAACACGCACAUACGGUACAAAUCGUGUAGGAUUACGUCGCAACAUCUCGUUAUAACGUUCGACAAAACUGCUGGAAAAAUUGAAAGCAUAAAUUAAGGUUUUUGUAUUGACAUUGCAACGAUAAAAAGUGUAAUUCUAAUAAUAAAGUGAUCGGGUGUGUUGGGUCUCAGUGAUCAUUUAUAUAAACAAUAUAAACAGAUAUAUAAAUACAAAAUAAAUAGGAAAUGGAAAAUAAAACAGAGCAGUCUGAGGAAGUCAUCGUAAAAGUACCCCUGCAGGAUGAAGUUCAAGAGAAAGAAGAACCUCAAAACCCAUGGAAAAUCUCUUUUUUUUGCUUCAUUUGGUUUGUUGCUUCGAUCUGCAACGCGUUUUUGAUCAAAAUAGUCAUGAAUGAGAGACGCAUUCUCUCAGUUACAACAGCUCUGAUGGUACAAUUGGUCUCCACGUUAUUGUACACUUGGAUAUUUACGACUCUUUGGGGUGUACCGAAAAAUAAUACACAAGUUUCAUUGGUCAAGUACUUGAAACUAACAUUUCCUAUCGCAGUUAGUAUUUUUCUUCGCACGAGAAUAAGAGACUGGGAGAUAUGGUCAACUCCUAUCAGUGAUCCCGUUACUAUUCCUGUUGAAGCCGCUUAUCUGUUUUUUGCCCUUGUGUUCUCCAAAACAAUCUUGGGUGAUAAACGAAUUGAGUAUUGGCACAUGAGUCUGGUAGCAGUUGCAGCCUGGGCAAUUAUCUCCUUUUGCGGAUUUAACUCUCUUAGAGUACCAGAAAUACUUGGAUUUGCAGUAAUGACUGCUUUUGAGAUGGCAUUCUCAAAAAUGAUAAUGCGAGAGUUUCGCAUCCACCCUCUAAGAUUACUCUCAGCUUUGAGUGCCCUGGUUCUUCUUCCAGUGUUAGCCAUGUGGAUUUAUGAAAUGAGCUGGCGUAUACAGUACACUGAUAUCCUCGAGCGACCUAUGGCUUCUCAAACGGUUCUUUUGAUCUUCCUUUUUGGAAUACUAAGUUGUAUUCAAUCAGCUGCAGCUUUUACGAUUCUAUCAGCUGUACCUUUCCAUCAUUACCUUAUUGGGAGUGCUUUCAAUAGAAUAACUCGAUUUUGCAGCAUCGCUCUGAUAACGUCAGCUUUUCCAAUAGUACAUCAGUACUACAAUUACCAGUUUUAACGUCAAGUCAUCAAGUUACGGAACUUAACAACUGGAAGCGAUUUACUGCAAAAGACGAUUCUUGUUUACCAAACAAUCAAAAUAUUUUAUUAAAUCUUUUUGCAUAUAUAUUUACAAGAAUUUAUUUGCCCCUAUGAAUAAGAGUAAAUGUAAUAAGUUGAAUAUUUUUCAACUAUCGUGGAGAUUAAUUCAUAUACAAUAAGUGUACAACAAUGGUUAAUCCUCAAGUGAAAUUGAAUGAAUGGUGUAAUAAUUUUCCAAUUCGCUGUACCACAGCGCUGCCAAUAUCUUCUUUCGUGCACCAUCAACAAAUGAGUUGCUGAGAAAAUAUACGAAAAAAACUGCGUUCAAGCUCAAGAUUUCAAUAAAAAUCUAGAGGAAAUUAGAAACCGUGCUUUUAAGAUGAUUCAUCACUCGGGCUAUUUCAGUAGAUCUCUGGAUCAGCCCACUAUUCCGCUCAAACGUUUGUUUUAUUUUUUUUAUCAAGAAUUUUACGUAUAAAUACAAUGCAAUCAGUAAACUUGAUUCAUUAUUCACCCGAAAAUAUCGUACAAGUGGUAUUAAUCUUAUUGGGUAUACAAAUACUAUAUGUUCGUAUGAUGAAUAAAGUUUCAAUGUAUUUGAACAA
This is a messenger RNA of Venturia canescens, 2193 nucleotides long. Its product is annotated as solute carrier family 35 member E1 homolog. The record is from RefSeq and is a predicted model, not a curated record. NCBI's taxonomy places the organism in Eukaryota, Metazoa, Arthropoda, Insecta, Hymenoptera, Ichneumonidae. Bases 624 to 1565 code for a protein of 313 amino acids. The transcript has 3 exons.